UGUGUAGCUGAUAUGAUGAGUAGUACUAUGCAUUCUCUUAAAUGGGUUCUCUUGGAUUUGAUUGAUAGGUGCAGCGGCUUGAGAUGUUUCAAGCAAAUCCAUGCACAAAUAGUAACUUCUGGCCUAGCUUGCAAUGACUUGGUUGCUAACAAUGUUGUUGGUUUUCUCGGAAAAAAUGUUAAUUCUGUUGAUUACGCUUGUGACUUUUUGAAACAAGUUGAUUGGCGCGUCAGCUCUUUUCCAUUUAACACGCUGAUCUCUGGCUAUGCCAAUGGUGGCAAGCCAAGGGCGGCGGUUUUGUUCUAUAGAAGGAUAGUGAGAGAUGGGUUUAUGCCUGACAUGUACACUGUUCCAGCGGUUUUGAAAUCCUGUGUUAAGUUUUUGGGAAAGGGAGAGGGAAGACAGGUUCAUGGGGUGGUUGUUAAGAUGGGUUUUCAGUGUGAUGUCUAUGCUCAGAACUCGCUUGUGCAUUUCUAUAGCGUUUGUGGUGAUUGUGGUGAUUGUGGUGGUGCCAUCCGAGUGUUUGAUGAGAUGCCUGUGAAAGAUGUGGUCUCUUGGACUGGUCUGAUAUCUGGCUAUGUUAAAGCAGGAUUGUUUGACGAGGCUAUAUCUUUGUUUUUCAGGAUGGAUGUGAAGCCGAAUGUGGCAACUUUUGUUAGUGUACUUGUGGCUUGUGGGCGAAUGGGAUAUUUGAGGGUGGGGAAGCGGAUUCACGGAUUAAUCUUCAAGCGUUCAUUGGGUACAAAUUUGGUGGUAGGCAAUGCUAUUGUGGAUAUGUAUGUUAAGUGUGAGAGUUUAUGUGAUGCAAAGAAAAUAUUUGAUGAGCUCCCUGAAAGGGACAUUGUAUCUUGGACUAGCAUGAUAAGUGGAUUGGUACAAUGUAAACGUCCAAGGGAGUCACUGGAAUUGUUCUGCAACAUGCAAAGCUUAGGCAUCGAGCCUGAUAAAAUUAUACUUGCUAGUGUGCUUUCAGCGUGUGCCAGUCUUGGGGCUCUUGAUUAUGGUAGAUGGGUCCACGAGUAUAUCGAUCGUAGAGGAAUCAAAUGGGAUAUCCAUAUUGGAACAUCUCUGAUUGAUAUGUAUGCGAAAUGUGGUUGUAUAAAGAUGGCAUUGCAGACUUUCAAUGAAUUGCCUUGUGGGAAUGUCUCUACAUGGAAUGCGUUACUGGGUGGUUUAGCAAUGCAUGGAAAUGGGCAUGAGGCACUCCAAAAUUUUGAAGACAUGACUAAGUCUGGCACCAGGCCAAAUGCAGUGACAUUUCUAGCUAUUUUGACAGCUUGCUGCCAUUCUGGUUUGGUUGAUGAAGGCCGUGGGUACUUUUAUCAGAUGAUAAAACAACCUUACAAUCUUUCUCCAAGGUUAGAACACUAUGGAUGCAUGGUUGAUCUGCUAUGUAGGGCUGGACUCGUGGAUGAAGCUCGGGAAUUGAUAAACACUAUGCCCAUGCAACCUGAUGUGCUGAUAUGGGGAGCUCUUCUAAGUGCUUACAAGGCCAAAGGUGAUGUUGAUCUCUCUCAAGAAAUACUAGACCGUCUCCUGCAACUCAAGUUGCAAGAUAGUGGGGUUUAUGUGCUCCUAUCAAACGUAUAUGCCACUAAUGAAAGAUGGGCUGAUGUAACAAGGGUAAGGAGGUUGAUGAAGAAGAAAGGUAUACAAAAGUUCCCCGGGUCUAGUGUUAUAGAGGUGGAUGGUAAGGCGCAUGAAUUUUUAGUUGGGGAUACUAGCCACCCUCAACAUGAGGAUAUCCAUGUACUAUUGAACAUCCUUGCUAAUCAAGUCUAUCUUGAAGGGAUAUUCCCCAUCCAUUCCUGAUAAGAAAGUCUGCAUCCAGGAACUGUGCAACAAAAGCCCAAAGCCUGUAUGUGUCUUCAAAACUGGCUAGGAAUCCAA
Prunus avium (sweet cherry) is the source of this 1890-nucleotide messenger RNA. RefSeq names its product Pentatricopeptide repeat (PPR-like) superfamily protein. The record is from RefSeq and is a predicted model, not a curated record. Lineage: Eukaryota; Viridiplantae; Streptophyta; Magnoliopsida; Rosales; Rosaceae. Gene Ontology annotation, molecular function: protein binding; RNA binding. Gene Ontology annotation, biological process: RNA modification.